Nicotiana tabacum (common tobacco) is the source of this 918-nucleotide messenger RNA. RefSeq lists its product as uncharacterized. Lineage: Eukaryota; Viridiplantae; Streptophyta; Magnoliopsida; Solanales; Solanaceae. The record is from RefSeq and is a predicted model, not a curated record.
AUGACUCACCGGGUUAGCUCUAUUAUUGCCACAACCAAAGUUCAAAAGAAAGAAGACCCGAGAGCCUUUACUAUUCCAUGCACUAUCGGGGCGCAUGAUUUUGCAAGAGCCCUUUGUGACAAUGAGGCUAGCAUUAACUUGAUGUCGCUCGUCAUUUACAAGCAAGCGGGAUUAGGGAUUCCAAGGCCAACAAGCAUGAGAUUACAAAUGGCCGAUCGUUCCAUUAAGCGACUGGUAGGAAUUGUUGACAAUGUGAUUGUAAAAGUGGGAGAGUUCCAUUUGCCCGCCGAUUUUGUAAUUCUUGAUUGUGCGAUUGAUAAAGAAAUCCCUAUCAUUUUGGGGAUACCAUUCCUAGCCACGGGAAGAGCCCUCAUGGAUUCGGAGCGGAACGAAAUUAAAAUCUGGGUGAAUGAUGAAGAAGUCACAUUUCAAGUGACCAAGGCUAUGAAACUACCCCAUGAGUAUGAGAGCAUUUCAGUGGUAGAUAUUGUUGAUGAGGUAGAAGAUGCCAUCGAAAUAAAAAUGGAAGAACAAUGCCUUGGUGAGGCAUUGGCGGCUAUUUUGGUAAACUUUGAUGGUGAAGACAUGGAUGGGUACAUGGAGUCGGUAAAUGCAUUGGAGGGUCUUGGAUCCUAUACUUAUACUCCGACAAAGCUUUCUCUUGACUUGGAGAAUAGGGACACACCUCCCGCAAAGCCAUCAAUCAUUGAGCCACCACAACUAGAGCUCAAGCCACUUCCUCCGCACUUAAGGUAUAAAUUUCUUGGCUCUAAUGAUACUUUACCAGUAAUAGUUUCAUCUUUGUUAAAUGAUAUGCAGGUAAACCAAUUGUUGGCAGUCUUGAAAGAGCAUAGGCAAGCCAUUGGAUGGACAAUUACGGACAUCCGUGGGAUCCCCGUGGGAAUAUGUGAACAUUAA